CUGGCCACCUCUGAAUGAGGCUGACCCGGUUCUCUUUCUCUCCCCGCUUCAGGCACCAGCCUUGCAGGUGAACCUCACGCAGCCCUGCCGGGCCGGCAGCAACAGCAGUUCUGAAAGGUCCCUGGCCGUGGCCGAAGAAAUGUGCAGCCUUAUCCCAGAGAAGAAAUGCCGGCAAGUGCAAGAGGACCCAGAUCCCAUUAUGAGAGGCUGGCUGCAGAGGGAGGUGCGGGGGGGUCGAAAGGCCCCUUGGUGGCGUCCCCGCAAGUACUGGUUCGUGCUGACCCAGGAGUCCCUGGACUGCUACAGUGGGUGCGAGGUGGGGGCCCAGCGCCUGGCCUCCCUGGUCCUGACCAGCCUCUGCUCUGUGCUGUGGCCUGACAAGCAGACCUACAAGGAGACGGGGUACUGGGCAGUGACCGUUUUUGGCAGGAAGCACUGCUACCGGCUGUACACAGAGCACUUGAACGAGGCCGUCCAUUGGGUGUGCGCCCUGCAGAAGGUCAUUGUCAGCCAGGCCCCUGUGCAGACCCCCACGCAGCUCUUCAUGUCAGACCUGGAGGAGAACCACGGUCGCCCAGACGUCCUGGAUCAGAUUUAUCGGAACAACCCCAUCCUCCGCUACACCGCCGGCCCCAUCUACGCGCCCCUGCUGCCGUUCCCUUACGGAGCUGGCGAAGGGGCAGAGGCCAGCAGCCGCGGUUACGCAGCCCUUCGCGAUGAAGCAGUGAAGCUGUUCCAUUCGCUGCAGCAGCUGGAGGGGGUGCGGGAGCCGGCCCUCCUCGCACAGGGGGUGCUGCAGACCUGCCUUGACCUCCCUCCCUUGGUGGACGAGAUCUACUGCCAGCUGGUGAAGCAGACCACCCAGCCGCCUGCGCCGGGGACCCCGCCUGACCUGCGCUACUGGCAGCUGCUGGCUUGCAUGAGCGGCACCUUCCAGCCCUCCCCGCCCGUCCAGGGCUACCUGCAGCGGCACCUCCAGCGGACAGAGAGCCGGUUCCCAGGCUCAGAGAUGGCCCAAUACGGACGUUUUAUCAAGGAGGCUCUGCGCAAGACUCAAGGGCGGGAGUGUGUGCCAUCGCUGGAGGAGAUCGAAGGGCUGAUGGGACACCAAGAAGUGGCACGCCCCAUGCCGCGCCGUGGCACGGCCCCCUGCCAUGUGACCAUCGCUUCCCACACCACAGCGCAGGAGCGCUGACGGCCCUCCUGCUGGGCGUGGCUGGGCCCCCUCCUGUCACUCGCUCUGUCUCCUCCUCCUCCUCCCGGGAGCUGAC
Molecule: messenger RNA, 1271 nt
Organism: Gekko japonicus
Lineage: Eukaryota; Metazoa; Chordata; Lepidosauria; Squamata; Gekkonidae
Gene: PLEKHH3
Product: pleckstrin homology, MyTH4 and FERM domain containing H3
Exons: 8
Coding region: 140-1195 (351 amino acids)
Cellular component (GO): cytoskeleton
Source: RefSeq, a predicted model, not a curated record